This is a messenger RNA of Amyelois transitella, 1811 nucleotides long. RefSeq names its product trichohyalin-like. Bases 1 to 1794 code for a protein of 597 amino acids. Lineage: Eukaryota; Metazoa; Arthropoda; Insecta; Lepidoptera; Pyralidae. The transcript has 12 exons. The record is from RefSeq and is a predicted model, not a curated record.
AUGCCGUUAGUAAUGAACAAAGCAGAAUGGAACCGCAUCGUCGGCUGGACAGACCACGACAAAGAGGACCCAGAAGUGGUUCGUCGACGGGAAUACGUGCGCUAUCUCGACGAAGAGAGCAAUAAGAUGACUAAACACUGGCCCAACUCCUUGGAGAAUGUUAACAAGCGCAAUGAAGAAUUACGUCUGGCACGGAUUCAAGCUGCCGAACAGGCCAACACCAAGUUCUACAAGCGGUAUGUCAAGAGAAAGAAAGAGGAACAGCAGAGACUAAUGUACAGCGCCCGGGACACAGUAUUCAAAAACAAGGAUGCACCAAAAUUGAUGCUCAGUGCAGUAAUAGAGACUGUAGUCCAGAAAGAAAGGGCUGAGCAGCUGAAAUUUUUGGGAGAGCUGCGCCAGCAAGCUAUUGAGGAGAAGAGGCAUGAAGACCAGGAGAUCAUCAGAAAAGCCAAAGAGUGGAACGAAUUACUGGAGCUAAGGAAAAAGAGGCGUUUCGAAGUUAAUAAACAACAUCAAAAAGAAAUACUUGAACAGGCACAAGAAAUAUCGGAAAGAAAUAGACGAGAUUAUGAAACAGAGUUAACAAUGCAGAAAAUCGAUAACAUUAAAGCAGACGAAGAAAUGGAAGCCCUCAGAGAAUUCGAAGAAAAAUUCCAAGCUGAGGAGAAGAAGCGGAUCCUGUCGGACAUGGAGCAGUCCCGGCACGAGGCGGCGCGGCGCGCGCGCGAGGCGGCGGCGCGCGACCAGCUGGACGACCAGCUCAUCGCCGUGCUGCAGCGCUCGCGGGCCAGGGUCGACGCCGCCAGGAGGAACACUGAGAAGGAGGCGCGAGCUGAGAAGUUACGUUUGUUGGAGAAGAUCAGCCAAAAGUUGGAGUCCGGAGACGCGGACCGCGACGCCAAGGAGCAGGCCGUACUCGAAAAGGCCAACAGGGAGAAGGAAGCCAUGAUGGAGGCCCGAGCGCAGGCGCAGGUGGACAAAUUGGCGAAGUUCAAGCAGGCGCGGAUCGAUGCGAGGAAUAAAUACCUCCAGGACGAAGCGCGGCGGUUGCACGAGUCCGACACAAUUCGCCAGUUUGAGAUCAUGAACAGGUUCAAGAACGAAGAACUGUAUGAAGAUUACAAGGAGGAACUGCGCAAAGAAAAAGAGAGGAAGAUCAGGGAAUAUCGGGAGGAUAUAAUCAAAUUAUGGAAAGAACGCGAAGAUCGUGAAUCUCGCGAGCGCGCCGAGACGCGCCACUUCUACGGCGAGCUCGCCGAGAAGAAGUUGCGAGACGCCGACAACAAGAUGCUGACUCACGCCGAAGACCUCAUACAGGAGGCCAGGGAGAAGCAGCGGCCGGAGAGACCGCUGCUCAGGGCUGUGGAUCGGUACUGCAAACUGUACCGGCUGUACCCGAUGCCGGAGCCGCCCGCGGCGCUGCGCGCGCGCCUGCCGCCCGCCGCGCCCCGCGACCGCGCGCGCCCGGACCCCGGGUACCGCCGCGAGCCGCCGCCGCCGCCCGAGCGCGCGCCCGACGAUUACAACGAUGAUGAUGAUGGUGAUGGCGGCACGGCAAGGGGUUGUGCUGCCGCUGAGAGGAGAGACGGCUUGCAAGCUCCACAGGCUGAGCCAUACAAACCGCCGCCUAAGACGGAACGGAAACCUGAUGAUUAUAAACGUCAGGGAAAAGCAAAUGGCUUGCAGAAGUCACAAAAACAGCACGACUUGACCUUGACCCAGGGGUUCCUGCCUCCAAUCAAGACAGUCCCCUGUCAAACGCCGGAGUGUAGCUGUGAUUUGAAGAAAUAAAACGAACUCAUUACAAA